This is a messenger RNA of Oncorhynchus mykiss (rainbow trout), 5675 nucleotides long. The record is from RefSeq and is a predicted model, not a curated record. Lineage: Eukaryota; Metazoa; Chordata; Actinopteri; Salmoniformes; Salmonidae.
GGAUACAGAGACUGCUUGAGCGCCAUAUUGGAGUGUAACUAACUAGCUAUUGUUAUAAAUAGGGUCGGGGCUGCUGCUGGCUGAGUUUACAUGUUUUCUACAAGUUUGUUCUAAGGAAAAGAGAAAGUUAUCGGUGGGUCAUGAAAGAAAUGUCAGCGAACAGUAACAGUAUGCAUGGCGGGCAGCAGCCUCAGAAACACUAUGGCAUUACCUCAUCCAUUAGCAUGGCCUUCCCCAGGGAGGUGGACCAUCAGUACACACACAAGCUCAGCGAGGCCAUGAAACCCUUUGGGGUGUUUGAGGAUGAGGAUGAACUCAACCACAGACUCGCAGUUCUUGGAAAGUUGAAUACAUUUGUCAAGGAAUGGAUUGCCGAGAUCAGUGAAACGAAGAACCUCCCACCAUCGACGAUAACCAAUGUGGGGGGGAAGAUCUUCACCUUUGGGUCUUACCGGCUUGGAGUUCACACUAAAGGGGCGGAUAUUGAUGCCUUGUGUGUAUCGCCGCGACACGUGGAGAGGACAGACUUCUUCGACUCAUUCUUUGCGAAGCUCAAACUGCACGAAGAGAUCAAAGACCUACGGGCGGUGGAGGAUGCCUUUGUACCUGUGAUCAAAUUCAAGUUUGACGGCAUCGAGAUUGACCUGCUGUUUGCGCGGCUGGCUCUGCAGUCCAUCCCAGAUAACCUGGAUCUGAGAGGAGACUCCCACCUGAGGAACCUGGACAUCCGCUGUAUCCGCAGUCUCAAUGGCUGCAGAGUGACAGAUGAGAUCCUGUACUUGGUACCAAACAAGGAGAACUUCAGACUAACCCUGAGGGCCAUCAAGCUGUGGGCCAAACGCCGGGGGAUCUACUCCAACAUGUUGGGCUUCCUGGGUGGAGUCUCCUGGGCCAUGCUGGUAGCCAGGACCUGCCAGCUCUACCCCAACGCUGUGGCCGCCACUCUCGUACACAAGUUCUUCCUCGUCUUCUCCAAAUGGGAAUGGCCAAAUCCUGUGCUUUUGAAACAGCCCGAAGACAGCAAUCUGAAUCUGCCUGUUUGGGAUCCACGAGUGAAUCCGUCAGACCGGUACCACCUGAUGCCCAUCAUCACGCCAGCCUACCCCCAGCAGAACUCUACCUACAACGUCUCCUCUUCCACACGCACCAUCAUGAGCGAGGAGUUCAAAUACGGUCUCAGUGUCACAGAUGACAUCCUUCAGGGGAAAACCGACUGGUCCAAACUGUUCCAGCCACCCAACUUUUUCCUGAAGUACAAGCAUUAUAUUGUUCUGACUGCCAGUGCUUCCACAGAAGAAAACCAAUUAGAAUGGAUUGGUCUGGUGGAGUCUAAGAUCCGUGUCCUGGUGGGGAACCUGGAGAGGAAUGAGUACAUCACCCUGGCACACGUCAACCCCACAUCCUUCCCCGGGAACAAGGAGAGCUGUAGCGAGAACGAGUUUGUCUCCAUGUGGUUCAUUGGGAUCAUCUUCAAGAAAGUGGAGAACGCUGAGAGCGUCAACAUCGACCUGACCUACGACAUCCAGUCCUUCACAGAUACAGUUUACAGGCAGGCCAACAACAUCAACAUGCUGAAGGAUGGGAUGAAGAUCGAAGCGACACACGUGAAGAAGAAGCAGCUCCACCAGUACCUUCCUGUUGAGCUGGUGCAGAGGAAGAAGAGGAGCAUAGUGGAGCUGAACCGGAACUCCAACGGCGGGAGUUCCAAGCGGUCCUCUCUCGACGGCAGUCAGCUGGACAGUUCCAGAGACACUGACUCCGGGACUCCCUUCAGCUCUCCCACCUCCGUCUGCAAGCCGUCCAGGCCGGCCGCCUCAGACACAGACGACAGUUUGACACCCCCCAAGCUGCCAGCCUCUCUGUUUGUGGAGAGCAGCUCCUCGGUGCCAGACGUCUCGCCACCCAGGACCGAUCCUGAGAAGGGGUUGUCCAUCCCCGUCAUUGGAUCAAAGUCCAAGCCCUCUGCCCCAACGGGCCCAGUCGGUAGCACCAUUCCUACGGUAGUGGGUAGGAGCGUGGUCUCUCUCGGCACUACAGAGCAGCACCAGAACGGAUCCAAGAGACUCCACUCCCCUACGCUGGAGGAUCAGUCCAAGAGGCUGAAAGACAGCGCAGAGCCGCUGGCUGAUGUGUUGACCUUCAAGGAGCCGUUCCCUCCAUCUGGCGACGGCAGGGAGCAAGGGGACGGAGUCCAAGUGGUGAGUCCUCCAGCAGGCAGCACCAUUCCUACAGUAGUAGGCAGGAGUGUUGUACCCUGCCUGGGCUCCUCUAGAGAUACAUCCGGCCCGACAGAGCAGAGCCAGAACGGAGCCACCGCUGCAGCCAAGAGACCUCACUCCCCCACACAGGACGGACCCCCCAAGAGGAUACGAGACCCUGCAGAUCUGCUGGUGUCCGGUGAUGACUCUGCAUUCAAGGAGCCGUUCCCUUUGUCUAGCGACGGCCAGGAGCAAGGGGACGGAGUGAACGUCGAAAGUCUUGGAGGGGUAAAGGCUAUGCCUAUUCCAACUAUCGACACAUCAAGAACACAGAGACUUCCCAGUAUGGAGCUGCCAGACGUGACCUCUCCCCUCCCCAGCAGUAACCACCAGCGGGUGGUUAAGAACUCCAUCAGACUAGCCCUCAACAGGCACAGGUAACCCCAGGUAACGCCCCCCCCCCCCCCCCCCCCCCCCCCCCCCCAAACCCCUUCCUUCACGAGGCCAGGACCUACAACACUGACUAGCUCCAGACCUGAGAGAUCCAAAAUCAAGACUACUGUGGUAAAACCUAGUGAGGAAGCCGAUUUUUAACUCUCCCGCUCACCCCACCCUGUCACUGGACGAUGUGCAAACGACAGUCCCUUGUUCCCCCCCCCCCCCCCCCAAAAAAAAUGUCAUCUCUGUUUCUAUGGUCCCCUUCCCAGUUGAGCCUGAAGCAGAAAUUAAAAUGCUGAUUUAAGAUUGGGUUGGAGAAGAGUUGGAUUUAUUUAUUUAUUUUUUGUAAAUUUCCCCCCCCUCUUCCUUUACUGUGUGUAGUUUUUAAAUGGCCUUAACGUGUCGAUGCUUGCUACUACACCUGUCUGUACCAUCCUACUGUUUUGACAAAUGGGAAAGUUCUACAGUAGGUGUAGUUUAUUGUACAUAGCUCGUCUUUAAAAAAAAAAUUAAAAAAAGAAUCACAGACGUUUAGUCUUUCCAUACAGCUGUUAUAGUUUUAUGAUCUAAAAUGAAGAAAAAAAAAUGUUUAAAAAAUGUAUUGCCCCCCCCCCCACUGUUUGUCAACCACAUUACAACGUGACCUUGAUAGCCAAUCUCAGCCUUCCCACCCAGUAGACUCAGCAACUUGGGUUGUGUUCAUUUGGGCCCAACAUAUGAAAAUGUUUUGCAACAGAAACCUAAAAUGAGCAUUCCUUUUUGGAUAAGUUCAGAUGGUACCUCCCUUUUUUCUUCCUGUAUAUUCCCCCCUCUAGGUUAACAGGACCUCCUGUGUAUAUUCCCCCCUCUAGGUUAACAGGACCUCCUGUGUAUAUCCCUUCCUCUAGGUUAACAGGACCUCCUGUGUAUAUCCCUUCCUCUUGGUUAACAGGACCUCCUGUGUAUAUCCCUUCCUCUUGGUUAGCAGGACCUCCUGUGUAUAUCCCUUCCUCUAGGUUAGCAGGACCUCCUGUGUAUAUCCCUUCCUCUUGGUUAGCAGGACCUCCUGUGUAUAUCCCUUCCUCUUGGUUAGCAGGACCUCCUGUGUAUAUCCCUUCCUCUAGGUUAACAGGACCUCCUGUGUAUAUCCCUUCCUCUUGGUUAGCAGGACCUCCUGUGUAUAUCCCUUCCUCUAGGUUAACAGGACCUCCUGUGUAUAUCCCUUCCCACUAGGUUAACAGGACCUCCUGUGUAUAUCCCUUCCUCUAGGUUAACAGGACCUCCUGUGUAUAUCCCUUCCUCUAGGUUAACAGGACCUCCUGUGUAUAUCCCCCCCCCGCCCCCUCUAGGUUGGUUAACAGGACCUCCUGUGUAUAUCCCUUCCCACUUGGUUAGCAGGACCUCCUGUGUAUAUCCCUCCCUCUUGGUUAGCAGGACCUCCUGUGUAUAUCCCUCCCUCUUGGUUAGCAGGACCUCCUGUGUAUGCCCCCCCCCCCCCCUCUAGGUUGGUUAAAAGGACCUCCUGUGUACAUCCUCCCUCUUCGUUAAAGGGCCUCCUGUAUGUUCUCUCUCAAGCUUUGACACCCACUAGAAUAGAGAACCAACUCUCCUGGAGAUCUACUGGGUAUUGUAGGCUUUUGCUCCAGCCCUGCACUAGAUUCACACAACUGAUACAGCCAACCAGGGUCCUGAGGGGCAGAUCAUUAGUAGAAUCAGGUGUUUUUAUAGUAGGGUUGGAACACAACCCUGCGUGCGGUAGGCUACUGUUCCCCAGGCAGCUCUAGAACCCAGGGAAUGUACUGAACAUGAGGGACUGGACGGUUGUGUUGCGCUAGCAGGGUCAUGGUUGUGAAGUGGUUCACCGCUGGAUUUGUGUUACGGAAAGGGUUUCAAGCUUUUGCUGGUGUGUGUGUGUGAGGAUGUUGGUGUACAUGAGUUAGUGUGUGUGUGUUGUAAUUCCCUCAGUGUGGGGUGUUGAUCCUCUGCACCUCCCGUGGAGGUUCUUAAACAUGGCGUCUCCUGGGGUCAUCCUGGGCUGAGUCCCAAAAAGCACCCUAUUCUAUAUAUAGUGUACUACUUUUGACCAGAGCCAUAAAUGGCCCUGGUCAAUAGAAGUGCCCUCUGUAGGGAAUAGGGUGCAAUUUCAGAUGCGGUCUGGUCGAGGAGUUGACCUCUCAAAUCAAAUUUCAGGACUCAUACUCACAAAAUGUCUGAGUACGAGUGCUGAUCUAGGAUCAGGUCCCCCUUGUCUAUAUAAUGUUGUUCGUUUUAAGCAAUCGGCCACGAGCGGGUGUGGUAUACGGCCAAUAUUCCGCGUCUAUGGGCUGUUCUUAUGCGCAACGAGGAGUGCCUGGAUACGGCCCUUAGCCGUGGUAUAUUGUCCAUAUUCCACAAACCCCCGAGGUGCUUUAUUGCAAUUAUAAACUGAUUAUCAACGUAAUUACACUAGUAAAAAAUAAAUGUUUUUGUUAUACCCGUGGUAUAUGGUCCGAUAUACCAUGGAUGUCAGCCAAUCAGCAUUCAGGGCUUGAACCACACAGCUUAUCUGAUUUUUAAAUGUCAAAACCGACUGUAGAUCAGCUGUGGUGCUCUGAGGCCCUUUUGAGUACAAGCCCUGCUCUCUGUUAAACAGUGAUCUCUCUCUCUCCAUUCUACCCUGGUUCGGUGUACAGAAAGCAUCUGCUUGCAUCCCAAAUGGCACCCUAUUCCCUACAUGGGGCUCUGGUCAAGAGUAGUGCACUAAAUAGGGAAAUAGGGUGUUAUUUGGGACUCACCCUAUGUAUUAUAACAGGUGUAUUCUCUUCAUAUCUUUUUGUUUUCUUAUUGCUUUGUGUGUAUUUGUACGGUUUUGUAUCAUCUGCUCUAACAGCUGAAGCCUCUCAAUGACUUUUACACCACUCGGUUUUCCAACAGCUUUCUCUGUGCUUUUUGAGAAACAAUUAAACAGGUCAUUUAUCCGUUGUUUUUUUUUGUAGGGCAACAAGUUGUAUUGGAAAAAGGUAUUUUUGUAUGUAUUGUCUAUCACCUUUAAACGAGACCAUUAAAUCCAUAAAACCCCUA